GGAGCUCGAGGCUGAGGGCGGCGGGUCUGCGCGGAGCAGCCGGACCCCGGGCGGCGGGCGCCUCAGAGAUGUUUUACUCAGGGCUCCUCACCGAGGGUGGCCGCAAGGAUUCAGACAUGAGGGAGGCGGCGUCGCUGCGGCAGCAGCGCCGGAUGAAGCAGGCCGUGCAGUUCAUCCACAAGGACUCCGCGGACCUGCUGCCCCUGGACGGCCUCAAGAAGCUGGGCUCGUCCAAGGACACGCAACCUCAUAAUAUUCUACAGAGGCGCCUUAUGGAAACCAACCUCUCUAAGCUCCGAAGCAGUCGUGUCCCUUGGGCCUCCAAGACCAACAAGCUCAAUCAGGCUAAGUCUGAGGGGCUAAAGAAGUCUGAGGAGGAUGACAUGAUUUUGGUUUCUUGCCAGUGUGCUGGAAAGGAUGUAAAGGCCUUGGUUGACACAGGCUGUCAGUAUAAUCUCAUCUCUUCAGCCUGUGUGGACAGAUUGGGACUCAAGGAGCAUGUCAGAUCUCACAAGCAUGAAGGAGAGAAGCUUUCUCUACCCCGGCAUCUGAAAGUAGUGGGCCAGAUUGAGCACCUAGUGAUCACAUUGGGCUCCCUCCGCCUGGACUGCCCAGCAGCUGUGGUUGAGGACAAUGAGAAAAACUUGUCCCUUGGACUUCAGACUCUUCGAUCACUGAAGUGUAUCAUAAACUUGGAUAAGCACCGGCUGAUCAUGGGAAAAACAGACAAAGAAGAAAUCCCUUUUGUGGAGAUAGUUUCCUCAAAUGAAGCCAACACUUCAGAAGCAUAAUUACAGCCUGCAGCAUAUCUGCAUGUAUGCACACAUACCAGUUUGACAGAUUGAGAAAAUUGGGUUCCAACUAAACACAGAAGCAACUUGCUGUGGACCAAGUCCUUCCCUCUAAUACAAGCUCUAAGGGUUCCUUCCCACCCAGACCUCUCUAGACUUUAGUCUGUGCUUAGAGAUCUUGUCUGGUUAUAGCCAUUGUUUUUUACUCCUUUGAUCACUUAAUUUAUAGACUGUUUUGACACUGCCAGGUCUCACUUGUGUCCUAUUUCUCUGCUUCUUCCUCAAAUUUGUCUUUAUUUGUCAUAUAGAGGCCACUCUAUUUCAGGUUCUAUUUCUCCACACAUACACUUGCUUCUUUUCCAAUAGCUAAAGUGUAUAAUAAACAGGAGUCUUUUA
This is a messenger RNA of Talpa occidentalis (Iberian mole), 1187 nucleotides long. It is a transcript of the gene NRIP3, whose product is annotated as nuclear receptor interacting protein 3. The transcript has 7 exons. Gene Ontology annotation, molecular function: aspartic-type endopeptidase activity. Gene Ontology annotation, biological process: proteolysis. NCBI's taxonomy places the organism in Eukaryota, Metazoa, Chordata, Mammalia, Eulipotyphla, Talpidae. The record is from RefSeq and is a predicted model, not a curated record. Bases 69 to 791 code for a protein of 240 amino acids.